AAAAACAAAAAACCCAAAAAACCACCCAGCUCCUUGAAGGUUGGGGAGGCUCCGAGCCUUGAGGAAGUUUGGGAAGUCUGGCCAGUGGACACGUCAGGGCUGUACUCCCUGGGCUGGCUUUGUCUGCUUUCCAGGCUGCCUCUCCAGAUGCACUGUGGCCUUUGCAGGCCCUCCAUCCUGUGAGGUCCAAGGCCCCAGUGCCUGCCAGGUGGGAGAGACUCCUGGGCUGAAGGGGAUCAGUUCUGAGAAGAUGAAAGAGGAGAGCAUGUGCCCAGACUCCCCCGAAGGCAGCCUGGUCACUAGUGAGGAGGAGGGCGAACGGCUUCACAAGAAAUGUCUCCGCAAGCGCGGCCAGAUGGGCAAACCCGUGGAGGAUUGUGGCUCGCAUUCUCCGCAGGGCAAGCGCAGCAAGCGCAGCCCCGUUCCCCAGUCCUUCGAGGACGUGCACACUCAGCGGGUGAUCGCCAAUGUACGGGAGAGGCAGCGCACCCAGUCACUCAACGAUGCCUUUGCCGAGUUGCGGAAGAUCAUCCCCACGCUGCCCUCCGACAAACUCAGCAAGAUUCAGACCCUCAAGCUGGCCGCCCGCUACAUAGACUUCUUGUACCAGGUGCUGCAGAGCGAUGAGCUGGACCACAAGAUCACCAGCUGCAACUACCUGGCCCACGAGAGGCUCAGCUACGCCUUCUCUGUCUGGAGGAUGGAAGGGGCUUGGUCCAUGUCAGCAUCUCACUGAGCCUGCAGGAUCCAGCCAACAGGUGCUCCUGGGAUGAGGGGUGAACAAGCGUCAUGCUUCUGCCUCAAACAAAAGAAAACAUCAGCUAAGCCAGAAAAAGCACCCCAAAGCCAACAACGCUAUUCUUCUCCUGAGCAGCCUCCCAGCGAGGGGAGGAGAGCAGGCACCCCUUUGGUACCACGAUGACUUCUCAGCACAGGAACCACUCUCAAUUCCUCUGUCCUUUGACAAAGACCCUGGAGAAAACUGGGUCUCUAGAAGAGGUAGAAAUCCAAGCCAGGCCUGGACCAUUUGGCUUGUAACAAGCUUGCCGGAUAGUGUGUAUAAAACUCUUUUGGAAGAUAAUUUAUUUUUGAAUAGCAGAAAACAAAUUCUCUGUUGGUACUAGCUUUCUGCUUUGCAAGUGCCCUGGGUACCCACCAGAAAGGCUCCAAAGGGUCCAUUCACUCCCAUUUGUGCCCAGUGCUUGGCCUGCUGAUGGGAUCAGCCCUGACAUGUCUCCUCCACACAUCCUGCAGCGGGACUGGAUAACGCAAGAAUAGAAUCUCCUGGAAGUUAUCUGUGUCCCAUUUAAUCUGCCCUCCCACAGCAGCCAGGAUUCCCUUGGGAGUCUCUCCCAUUUGCCGUCAACAACGGCCCAGAUAAGAGGGCUCAAUUUGUGCCACCCUGCGGCCCCCAUUUUUCUCACCUCCCAUUUUGUCAGAUACUAGAAGCCAUAGAAAGAAGUCUGAUUUCCUGGUUUCGGUGAGCUGUGCUGGAAUUGCCAAUGAGGGGUUUAUGAUCCCAACUUCCACUAGCUGAAGCCCGCUGGCUGCUUCCUCUAGACUAGAGGACUAUGCGGCAGUGCAGGCAUCCCCAGAAAUGUACCCAGAUGCUUAUUAGAACCUUAAGAUGUUCCUUUGUCUAUAGCAUUAAGCAGCUUCUUCCUGGACCUAUUUCCUCAUCUAGUCUCCGCCCCUUGUGAGUUACCAGCACAGCUCUCCUGGGAGUGAGUGGGUGGAGCCAAUGAAGGGCAGAGCGAGUGCUGGCCAACAGACCACAUGCUCCUCAUUGGGACUGGCAUGUGCCGAUUUCCUGGAUGACGACUCAGUCCAGCCACGUUUGCAGACUGUUUGCUUCUUGCUUUAGUGCUGCUUAGAAAGGCAAUUCAUAUAGUGGGUAAAAUGAAAACUCCAGAGGGCAAAGAGAAGAGAUGAGAACUUCCAGGACUAUCCAGUCCUCAUUGCUUUAGAGCUUCCUAGUUUUGGAAAUGCAAAAACACAGCAUCCAGGGCUUUGUCUAAUAACCGAGGCAGAGCCUUGGCCUGUCUGUAUUUAACAUCUGUUAUUAUGUCACUGUAAGGACUCUGCCCUCUGAACAAACCUGCAUGAAAAUAAAAUCAUGAUUUGUGCCCCUGCCUGGCACGCAGAGUGCUACAUAAGGUGCUUUGUUGUGGGUGGUGCUGGCCUGGCUGAUGUCAUACCACACGUCCCCCUCCCCCAGAGAGUAGUGCAAGCCCUGGUGCUACCGGAUGCUGGAGGUUUGUGGCAGCUCCUACUACAUUCCUCCCCACUAACCCCCGAACAGGGAUUUAGAGAUUCAAACCCUUAAGCAUAUAAGAACUUGUAUCAGAAACUUCUCAGAGACCUGCCACUUCAAUCCUGUUGGUUGGAGCCAGUAGAUUCUGCUAGCUUGGCUGGUUGAAAAUCAAGGGCAGAAAAAUCUCACAUUCAAAUUCCUGGGGUUUUCCCAUCAGAAUUAGAGAGUUUACUGAUAUUUUAAAUUGAAAUUUUUGCCCAGCUCUGAUACUAGACAAGACUAAGAAACUGCCUCUGGAGCAGGUUAGGAGUGACCUCUCCAAGCUCCGUCAGCACCCAGGUGAGGCUGAGAGACCAUUCACAGCCACAGAGGAUGGUGGAGGGAUGCAACACGCAGCAAGUGAAUUUGCAGCAUCACAACCAUGCUGGUCCCCAGGGUUUUGCUUUUAAACUUAACUGAUAAGGCACCUCUGCACUGGUCCUUUCCCAGUCUAGAAGGGACCAGCUGUGCAGCAAGGCCACAGCGCCUAAAUCCAUAUUUACACAUCUAAAUCUGGUGUGCUACUGAAGCAAAAGGUCUCGGCACCUCUGGAAAUCAGCCCAUUUCUUUAGGCACCCAAGUGUGAACGCUUUGGCUGAAGGAUACAUAGCAAAGGUGUGGGCAUUUCCACAUGGACACUUACUGAGCUAAUGACAGAUUGCUAUGGAGGGUCCCAGCACUUAAUUUCUUACACGGAUGAGCUUUUCUCUGAGCAAUGUUUUGUGCACAAUAGUUCUGCCCUCCAAGACAAGAGCUAUGCAGAUGCUGAAAACUGCUCCAACCCCCCCGGAUCUGGGAUAUCUGGAACCAACCCCACCCGGAUCUCCUGCUGCAGCACGACCCUGGUUAUUUCUCCUGAUUCUCCAGACACAACAGGCAGUUUCCUCGCAUUCAGGUGCAAACCCAGAGGACAAGCAAUCAUGAAAAAAGACAAUGCCUCCACAUCUUCCCCACCAUCAGCAAACCAAACUGUGGCUGCUGAAAAGGGGGGAAACUGUUGUUCUCCUUCCAGCAGCCGGGAGUCCAGGCAGACUCUGGUUCCUGUUUGACUAUAAAUGAUAAAAAUGACAAAAUCUGUAUUCUUCAAACACACUCUCCCUCUCUUGCCACAGAUCUCAUCAUAAUUAAUUGGGGGGGGUAUGCGCCCAUACAAUCUCCUGCCUCUAUAUGGAAACACAACUGCGCAAUAUUGUGUUACAAGCCCCAUUCUGUUCCCAAGUGACAGACGAGCAAACUGAGUUUACCCACAUCAGUGCAAGUCACUUUUUAUACCCCUUCAGCACCAUGGGAUUGCACCCUUGUAGCUGCACCAAUGCAAAAAACACCCAAGAUAGUCAAACCUUAUUGUGACAUCAGAGGUAACUCCACCAAUCAUUGCCCUGCCUAGCCUCAUUUGCAUACUGCAAUUCCAUUGGUUGAACUGAGUAAGACAGCAGAAAAAGUAUCCAUUAAUACAUUAAUGGUUAUUAAUAUAUUAAUUACAUUAAUUCAUUAAUACUUAUGCACAUGAAAUUUUAUUCACAUGCAUUGUCCUGGUGCAACAUAUGGAAUUACUCACAUGAGUGCAUGUGUGUAUUUCUUUGUAGGCUCCAGCCAUUCAGUUUUAGCUGCCAGCCACCGGAAAGUCUGGGAAGAAUUUUCCAGCUUAAAUGUGUUUUUCCCUAUGUAAUCCUUACUUUUUACAUAUUACAACUGGUGGAUGCUCUACCCUCAUGAGCUGAUAGCAGUUUUCAAACUAUCUAAUUGUUCAUUAAAAUAAAUAAAAAUCAUAUUAAAAUAUGA
Chrysemys picta bellii (western painted turtle) is the source of this 4075-nucleotide messenger RNA. RefSeq names its product twist-related protein 2-like. Gene Ontology annotation, biological process: developmental process; regulation of transcription by RNA polymerase II. Lineage: Eukaryota; Metazoa; Chordata; Testudines; Emydidae. The record is from RefSeq and is a predicted model, not a curated record. Gene Ontology annotation, molecular function: DNA-binding transcription factor activity, RNA polymerase II-specific; RNA polymerase II transcription regulatory region sequence-specific DNA binding; protein dimerization activity.